Lolium rigidum is the source of this 957-nucleotide messenger RNA. RefSeq names its product glycerophosphodiester phosphodiesterase GDPD4-like. Gene Ontology annotation, biological process: lipid metabolic process. Gene Ontology annotation, molecular function: phosphoric diester hydrolase activity. NCBI's taxonomy places the organism in Eukaryota, Viridiplantae, Streptophyta, Magnoliopsida, Poales, Poaceae. The record is from RefSeq and is a predicted model, not a curated record. The transcript has 7 exons. Bases 1 to 648 code for a protein of 215 amino acids.
AUGAGAGGGCUCAUCGGGCUCGGCCGGCAGCCGCCGCCGCUCCCCCUUUUCCCCGCCGCCAAGAGGGCCUCGCCGUAUGCCACCCUCCCCCGCAGCCUCCGCCGCUGCCUACCGGCCAGCCGCCUCCUCCGCCUGCUCUUCCUCCUCGCCGCCCUCUCGCUCGUCGCCCCGGUCUUCUUCCACCUCCGCCUCCGCUGCUUCCACCGCAUGCGCGAGAGGACUUGCGGGUGGAUCGCGAGCCCGCCGAUGGUGUGCGCGCACGGCGGCGACUCGGCAAACGCAUUCCCCAACUCGAUGGACGCCUUCAGGAUGGCUUUGGACGCCCGCGUAGACUGCGUGGAGGUGGAUGUGUCGAGGUCCUCGGAUGGCACCCUCUUCGCCCUCCAUGACAGGGAUCUGCAAAGAAUGUCUGGUAAUUCUACAGCAAAAGUUGGCCACUGGAGCGCUCACGAGAUAAAAGCAUUGUCCACAAAGUUUCAGCUAUCAAGAACAGUUCAAAACCAGGAAGUUCCCAAAGUAGAAGAUGCUCUCGCGUUGAUAGCGCAAUCUGCAAGACAAGUGAUUCUGGAUAUCAAAGUUGGGCCUCCUUCAUUUGACAAAGAUCAAGAGAACAAACUGCACAAAUUGUGUAAUCUGGUCAAAAAGUGACAACAUAGGAAGAGAUGUAAUCAACCUGUCAAAAGAUGUUGUGGUAAGUUUUUCUGUAUUUUCCAUAGAAAAUACAAUAAACCGCAUCCUAGUCUUUUAUCCAUGCCUACAUGGCUGCAACUAGGGGUGUGCAAAAUUGAAACCGGUGGAAACCGUUUCAAACUGGUUAGUGGGAGUAGUUCAUUUCCUUUCACAAAUUAAAUCUCCACUUCCACUUUAGAGCGGAAAAAUGAAAGCUAAAACCGGUCAAACCGUGAAACCUUGUUUGCCCACCCCUAGCUGCAACCAGCGCUGUUAUGUAAGGGCAUC